Messenger RNA from Rotaria sp. Silwood2, 366 nucleotides. The record is from the annotation of a GenBank genome assembly. Lineage: Eukaryota; Metazoa; Rotifera; Eurotatoria; Philodinida; Philodinidae.
AUGAGUCUAACAGCAAGUUUUAUUUUAAUUGAUGAAUUACUAUCUUGUUUCUUAUUAUCAAAUAAUGAAGAAGAUCUUGUUAAACUUGUUUAUAAUCGAAUGAAUAAUUUUGUUGAUGGUGAAAAUAACGAUGAGUGUGCUUGUGCUAUUUUUAAUAUUCUUAGUAAAAAUCGAUCAUAUUUAUAUAAAUCAUCAAAUGCGGAAAGUUAUUAUUUAACAGAAAAUGCUUUAUUUGAAUAUUUUACAUCUGAUGCAUUCUUAUAUCCUUCAAGUGAUUUAUUUGUUUAUCUUUUUGUAAAUGUAUUAAGUGAUAUUCAUUCAAAUGAUGAAGAUGAAGAAGAAAUUAGUUUAGAUCGUCGUUCAUAG